AUGGAUCAUCGCAAGUCCAUCCACGAGCCGGGUGCUUUAAGUGGCUCCAGCACUCAAAUUGGACUCGGCCUGAAAUUUCCCAACAUCGACCCAAACCCCUCGGACAGAGGUGGCAUGCCAGAUGCCAAUGAACUGGCUUAUCAGUUCGAAGGCAGCAUGAGACUCCAGCCAUCCGAAGAAGAGUCUAUCAACGUUGCGCAGUACGACCUUCGCGUCAAACUCGGAAACAACGGCGUCAAUGUAAUGCCCGCUCCCGGACAUCGUUUCUGGCAGUUCAAGUCACCGCACAAUUUCGGCAAAAUGCGACCGCGGGACGGCAUGCGGUACAUCGACCCCGCCAACGUGGACCACGUCUUCUCAGGCGGCCAGCGCACCAGCCACCUCGUCGACGCGUUCAAACUGAGCGCCGUCGUCGACAAUGAAAAGUACAAUUUCGCCUACAUUGACAAGAAGAUGGCAGAGAUCAUCAACGAGAUGACCACGCACAUCUCGAAAUUCGAUCCAAAGCGUCCGGUAGGCUGGAUCAGAUACGCCACCAACAAGGUGCCCGUCCUGCGCCGUCCGAGCGCCGACCCCUUCGUUACGCUCGAGCUCACGGUCCGGCUGGUCCGGGGCCGCCAGAACGGGCUCCGCGAGCCGCUGUCCGGCCAGGGACCCUGCCAGACGGCGUUGGCCGUCGAUGCGUUCCUCGCCGAGAUGGCGCGUCCGCGCGGCCUCUUCCAGACAGUCUUUCCCGACUACGGCGGUCUGCUUGAUGGAUUGGAUGCUGAGGGGAAGGUGCUUGGAAGCAUGGGAACGGAUGGAAAGCCUGUCACGCUGGAUGAAGGCCCUGCGCCUGUUGAUUACAUCUGGACGUCGGAUGACGAGGGAGAGGGCAACGCGAAGGGCGCCGGACGUGGAGGGGACGUCGAGGACUAUGGCGAGGGCAUGGAGGAUCACUUGGACGCGUUUGACCAGAUGGAGGACGACAAUGACACAGAAAACGUCCACAGCGGUUGGUAA
Molecule: messenger RNA, 1002 nt
Organism: Verticillium nonalfalfae
Lineage: Eukaryota; Fungi; Ascomycota; Sordariomycetes; Glomerellales; Plectosphaerellaceae
Exons: 1
Coding region: 1-1002 (333 amino acids)
Source: RefSeq, a predicted model, not a curated record